UACUUUUCCGAGCAACACUUGAAGGCAGCAUCUCUUGCUGAAGACCCGAUAAACGAAACUGAAGUUUUCAGUUUACCUGCUUUUCAAAAUAGUUCGCGCGACAUCAAGCGGGACAAAACAUAGUAUAUAUAUAUAUAUAAGAAGAAAGCCAACUUUAUAGCCUGCAUCGUUAUGGCACAUUAUAGAGGUCCAGACCCCAAAAGGGAACAGUUUCGGAGAUACUUGGAGAAAGCUGGGGUUGUAGACAGUCUCACCAGUGUUCUAGUGGCUUUGUAUGAGCAACAAGAAAAGCCUAACAAUGCUCUGGAAUUUGUCAAGGAGCAUCUGGGUGCUGCAGGCGUGACUUCGGCCGACACUGAGGCUCUGCAGCAGGAGGUGAUGGACCUGAGGCAGAGGUGUGCACGUCUGACAGAGGAAAACAAAGACCUCAAAACAAGGCUGCAGCAUUAUGAACCAGAAGAUGGAGCCACAGCUGACUAGACCUCAGCAGAGCUUUGGUUUAAUAAAUAUAUGUUUUUGUUUAUAUUGCUGUCACUUUGAAUUUAAAGACAAGAAAUGUAAAUCUUAGUUCCCAUAUAGUUUCUUAGAAUCUAAGUUAUUCUGUACAUGUAUGUAUAUAAGUUUUCUUUUCUGGUCAUUCAGUCUUUAGUAUAACCUUCUCCUUCUUCUUUAGACAUGUGACCUUUUUUGAGGGCUCUGUGUAAGAAUAUAACCAAUGUGUAAACAUAUAGAAACACACACUUAUCCUUUAUUUCCAAAGGUGUGGUGUAAGUAAAUGGUUGUAAAAAGUUCAACAAUGUAAGUCGCUGGUAAAAUAAAGCACAGUCUUGUUGGA
Molecule: messenger RNA, 835 nt
Organism: Morone saxatilis (striped sea-bass)
Lineage: Eukaryota; Metazoa; Chordata; Actinopteri; Moronidae
Product: c-Myc-binding protein-like
Exons: 5
Coding region: 172-480 (102 amino acids)
Biological process (GO): regulation of DNA-templated transcription
Cellular component (GO): nucleus
Molecular function (GO): transcription coactivator activity
Source: RefSeq, a predicted model, not a curated record